UGCUUCCAUCCCACAUAUAAAAGGAACGCUCGUCGUGGUCGUCUUGCACACAUCUUCAGCAUCAAGCAUUCAUCACGACAGCAAAGAUGGCCCUUCGUGCUUUGCUUCUCCUGUGCGGGAUCAGUGGACUGUUGACUGGAGUUUUCUCCGUCACCGUGACAGUUCCCGAGUGUCCGGCUAAUUGGGUUCGGCUGGAGAACCGCUGCUUUAUCUACCGAGACAACCCACUUGCUUUCACCGCUGCAGAGGCUAUGUGCAACGCUGCAGGUGGGACUCUGGCCAGCAUUCGCGAUUCGGUGGAAAAUGCCCUAGCUUUCCAGUUGGUUCGGGAUGCCAAUAGCGGUUCAGUGGUCGACACCUGGAUUGGACUCCACGAUGGAAUUAAGGAGGGUAAAUUCGUCCGCACCGAUGGCUCAAAGUCCAAGUUCUUUGACUUCAGAGACGGACAGCCAGAUGACUUCGGCGACAACGAAGAUUGUGUUGAGAUUGAUGAUGAAGGCCAAUGGAAUGAUGAAACCUGCACCGAUGUCCAGGAUUUCCUUUGCUCCAUAAACCUGUGGUAAAGAAUCCACCCUCUUGGUGUCACACCUGGAGCUGCAUGGAAAAUCUUGACCUCCAUCUUGAUGCUUUUCCUUGGCAAGAUACAUUUGAAGUGGUUUAACUUGAUGUCCUACAACCUAUCUUCUUCGUUUCCUUUUGGUUCUCAAACUAUUUUGUUCUCUCUCCAAUAAAUGAAGGAAUCUCUAUGUGCA
This is a messenger RNA of Syngnathus typhle (broad-nosed pipefish), 752 nucleotides long. Its product is annotated as galactose-specific lectin nattectin-like. Bases 87 to 563 code for a protein of 158 amino acids. The record is from RefSeq and is a predicted model, not a curated record. The transcript is spliced from 7 exons. Lineage: Eukaryota; Metazoa; Chordata; Actinopteri; Syngnathiformes; Syngnathidae.